Molecule: messenger RNA, 4709 nt
Organism: Oreochromis niloticus (Nile tilapia)
Lineage: Eukaryota; Metazoa; Chordata; Actinopteri; Cichliformes; Cichlidae
Gene: rln1
Product: relaxin 1
Exons: 3
Coding region: 3052-3606 (184 amino acids)
Cellular component (GO): extracellular region
Molecular function (GO): G protein-coupled receptor binding; hormone activity
Source: RefSeq, a predicted model, not a curated record
ACCUCAGAUUAACCAGGAAGCUAUAAAUACAGGAAGUGAAACUACAUUUUCUCCUUUUGUUCCUGGAGGACAGGUAGGUAAGGAGAGUUCAAACUAAACCAACAGUUGAAAUCAAUACCAUGUUAACUUAACAAACUUUGUCGCAAUUGAUUUAAACCAAGAUGUUAUGUUAUAUAAUCUGUAAAAGUGCAAAACAUAAACAUAACAAACAAAAUGUUUGCCUAUUACAGAAUACAUAUGAGAUAUGGCUAAAUCAAAACAAGAAUGUUAACUAAGAAUAUGGACAAAUGGUGUUCUCACCCACUUUGUCACAGGACCAUUAUUCCAGCUAUACUGAUCACCGCUUUUCUGCUGAUGACUUGUUGCCAGGAUAGAGAACAUUUCUCCUGCUUACUGUCAAGCUCUUAAGGAAGACUAACUGAUUGUGCUUGCAUUUAUUCAUCCUGCUUGAUAAGUUAAACACAUUUUAAUCUGGGAGUUGGUCAAUAUGUAGCCAACUCCCUCACAAAUGCUGUUAAACUGGCUCUGACUUGUUCACACAGAGGCUGCCACUCUGUAUAUCAUCCUGGCUGAUUUAGGGAUUUAUUACUUUUGUUUGAUAGAACCAUACAGGUGGCUGCAUCAGAUUUCUCUGUAGCUUUGUAGUAAAUUUAUGUUCACUUUAGUUAUUGUUUAAUGAAUCUUCUUAAUAUUAAGUGAAAUGUUAAGUUGACUUACAGAAUAGACAUUAAUCUUUGAACUGGUUUUGAAUCGGGAUCGGUAAUGAGCAUUUUGGCUCUUACCACCCCAAACUUGUGUAGAUUUGUUUCAAAAAUGUAACACAGACUCAUUGCCUUUAUUUUACAUGGACCUAUCAAGCUAACUGAGUAGUUACAAUCUGUAGUCAUCCUGUUUUAUGUUUUAUGUUGAGACCUUGAGAAGGGACGUCAUGUCUCUGAUUAACAAAGCCAGGCUUUCUUUGUAUUAGCUGGCUUUGCUAGACCCAGUUCCACUUUAACCCAGCCUCUGUGGUACACACACUGAGCAUGCUCACAUAAUUUGACUCUUCCUCUGCACAAAAUGGAUUGAUUGAGCACCACCUACUCCAAUCAGACAUUAUCAUAGGAGCAGUCAAAAAUUAUUUAAAAAAUAUAUAUUUAACAGUACUUUUGCUGUUCUGCAAAAAAAAACCCAGAGUUAUGCUGGAGACCCUCGAUAACCUUGUGAUUUGAUGAUCACAAACACAAGCUAAAAAAAAUAAACUCGACACAUUGCCUCAGAUUCAUUGUUACUCUCCCACAGCCUAAUAAACGUGGAAAUUGCAACAGUUUGUCACUCAACGAAAGUGAAAUGAAUUGCACUGAAUGAUGGAUUUUCUCUAAUCUGUGUUCACAGUAAUGACAAGACUUGACAGCAGAUUAGGAAUAAUCAUAAAAUAUUUGUUUAGUUAAGGUAAAAAAAUAUAUAUAUAAAAUGUAUAAUAUAAAUUAACAUAAUAAAGACACUAAUGAGGUGAAGUGUAUUUCUGAGGUCAUUCAACAACCGAGGAGCCCUGACGGCAAAAGCUGGGUCGUCUGCUGUCUUUAAGUGUGAGGUGGGAACAGUGUAUCUGCCUGAGAAUAUGAAGCUACGUAUUGGUUGGGCCAUUAAAAGAAAAACCUAUUUUUCCAAUGAGCUUCCUGCUUGGACUCCAGGUUGACAGCACCUAGGGAACAUUUGUCUAAAGAAUGACAAAUAAGGCUACAAAGCAAACAGAGACUCUCUCAUCUCAGAUUGUCACUUGCAGUAGUGCUUGUCCUCCACCUGCUUCCUUCUUUUCAUUCUUGCCUCUUCUUUUCUUCUUUUUUUUUGCAUCAGUUUUAAUUUCCAUGCAUGCUUAAAAUCUGCAAACUGAGGAAAUUAAGAACAUUUAGGACAUUUCUGUGCACUAAAAAUAGCUUACUAUUCAUCUAUAAGAAUGCUGAAUGAGUUACCCAAAGAUUUACUCUUAGCUGUAAUAAAUAAGCUUUUCUCAUAUGUUUUAUUCACAUCAGUGUUUGCAACCAGGUUAAAUCACAUUUCCAUAAUAGAAAUGGUAAAUGUAAUCUCUAGCUGAUAGUACUGAAUGACAUGGUGCACAUGCACUCUUAACCAGAAAAAACCAAUAUAAUCAGAUUUAAAUUAAAGAUGAGCCCAACUAAAAUCAAACAUUGCCUCGACACCACUGUUUGUGAUGAUUUAGAGAGCUAACCCGUUAAUUAACAUUAAGUAAGAAAAAGAAAGAAAAAAUAAAAAUCAAUGAAGACAAUAAUUACAACCCAUUAAAUUUGUUUUUUAUGAUAUUUUUAAGGAAGGCAGAAAAAGAAACAGUAGCAUAGAGUGGAAGUUAAGAAAAAUCUAAGCUUUAAAUUCAAUAUCUAUCAUUUUUAUCUUGUUUAUUUUAACUUGUCCUGUUUUCUGUAUUGUAUACAAAUAAAGUAAAAAAAAUGUAAAAGCUGUGAAUUCAGUAAAAGAUAUUUAAAGGACUUCAGUAUCUUAGUUGCUCUCUUGCGGCAAAGGUACCCCCUGAAUGCAAUGCUGCAAAGUCAAUAACCUACCUCGUUUUGUUUUGUUUUUUAAUUAUGUUAGUAUCAGCCUAAAGCACUUACAAUCUUACAAGACACCAAAUGUUUUCAGUGCUUUUAUAAAGUUUCCGACAAUAAUCAUUACCUAUGUUAAACAUUUGUCUUCUGUAAUAAUGUGUGAGUAAUGAGUGCAUACUCAAACUUGAUAUUACUGCACAAGAGAAAUAACUCCACGUACGUCAUCGUCAUCAAUCUGAAAGACGAUGACGCGUGUGAGAGGAAGGGAGGCAGGUUGUUGAGUGAACUAGUGUCUAGGGCUAUAUAAGGUCCACUCCCAAAGAGGGAAGAAGAAAAGAACGCAAAGCAGACUGAUAGAAGCAGCUUUCCCAGUUUGAGAGUCUGCGAGAGCAUUUUCCUGACAGAGAAACAAGGAAACGAGCGGGACCUGCAGCACACCUCAGACCUGAGCCCAGCUGACUCCCACCUGUGCACCUCAAACCAGGCAGUUUAAUUUCAGGACAGGUGAGCAAUGCUCUGGAGACUGACUCUCGCCGUGGCUGUGGUGUGUGUCGGCAGCCUGUGCAGCUGUGAGAACGCUGAUGUGAUGAACAGACUGAUCGUACCGAGGGACUAUGGGGUGAAACUGUGUGGGAGAGAGUUCAUCAGAGCGGUCAUCUUCACCUGCGGUGGCUCCCGGUGGAGACGGUCCACGGAGGGGGACUUGGAUCUGUUCCAGUGGAGUUCCCUCCCUGAUGUUAAAGUGGAGGAGAGCCAGCACACCUGGCAACGUGGUGCAGACCUCGCAGAAAACCACUCUCCUCUUCACACUGCUUCCUCUUACUCCCUGGCAGACCUCCUGGCUCUUUACGGGUCCACAGGUGACAGACAGCAGCAGCAGCCGCUGAGUCUCCCGGCCCCUCUGGGGGACUCCCAGAUGUCUGCAGCUGCAGGUGAGCAAGACGGGACCCCGGGUUCAGCUGACUGGAUCCUACCAAGCAAGAAGAAGAGGAACUUUUCACUUGGCGUGGCAGGGAUGUGCUGUAACCAGGGCUGCACCAAGAAUGAUAUCGGACGCUUGUGCUGAGGCAGGAAGCAGGGUGGGUGGGUGCUGGCACGGGGCUCGUUCAUGGAGCCAUUAUGAUGAGCAGUAAUGGACAGUGUACAGAAAACGUCUGGUGUUGAUUAAGCUGUUCCCACUCAUGCUGUAUUGUACAAGAAAAACAUUCCCCCAGCUUCACGUCUUCUUCAUUCUCCUCUCCUUUGAUAUUUUGUUUAACCCAUCUGUACGUAUAUGUCGUUAUCUUUGUCAAUAAAUUUUAAAUACUGUAAUAUAUGACAUAUUGAGCAACAUCAGAUUUUUUCUGUCUAUAUUUUGGCCUGUCGACUCUCAGACCACAUUCAUGAAAUGCAUUCAUACUAACACUGGACAGUAUUGUACAUUAAUGUCAUUUAGGCUGCCGUGAACUUAUUGCUGGCCUUGUUCACAGCAUUAAACCACCCUGAUGAUUUUCUCUAAACAGCCCGAGGAUAAUACUCCACAGGAGCAGGGUUUUUGUCCUUUUAACACUGUUGCACCCACCUAAACCCAUUCAGCCUCAAUAAAAUAAACAUAAAAAUAUCUCAAAUCUUGCUGGCAAUCAUGGAGUUUACACAUUAAUUUCACAUUAAAAAACACUCUUAGAUGGAGCUAUGGCUGCUGUAUGACUUGUCUACUAAAAAAGCACAAACACCUUACAUAUAUAAACUUCACAUCUUCAGAUAUUUACAUGUAAACCAGCAGAGCAUAGUUUAAAUGGCAGCCUGUCUGAAACAAACUACAAUUAAAAACAAAUAAGGAAAAAGAAACAUCAGUUGAAUUUUUUUGAGCUUUUUACGAAAAUCUUUGGAUACAAAAUGAUACAAACUUCACAGAAGAAUCAUAUUUGAUAUACAUACAUCACAACAAUACUGGUAUGGAAAAAAGAUGACUCCCAAACAUUUUGCAAUUUAAAAAAAAACAGAAUAACCUGACAAUCGUCAAGUAUCAUGAAAGAAAUAUUCAGGGGGCCUAUAGGGAGGUUAAAACACAGGAGAACACACACAUUUAAAGUGUACACUGUCUCAUUGCUAAUAAUACAUUUAUUUGAGUUUCACACCAGAAAACGACUUGAAAAGAGAGCAUUUGGGAUUAGAAACGAAGAGAAAACA